Molecule: messenger RNA, 936 nt
Organism: Solanum tuberosum (potato)
Lineage: Eukaryota; Viridiplantae; Streptophyta; Magnoliopsida; Solanales; Solanaceae
Product: LOB domain-containing protein 6-like
Exons: 2
Coding region: 1-936 (311 amino acids)
Source: RefSeq, a predicted model, not a curated record
AUGACAAAUAUUGUCAACCACAAUCAAAAUGUUUCUUCUUCUUCUUCUCUCAACACAACAACUACUAUUACAAGGGUUGCUUCUCGGGGCUGUGGCGGUGGAAGCGGUGGAAAUGGAUCGCAAGCUUGUGCGGCGUGCAAAUAUCAAAGGAGAAGGUGCGCGCCAGACUGUUUGUUAGCCCCUUAUUUUCCUGUCGAACGAAACAAGGAAUUUUUGAAUGCUCAUAAGCUUUUCGGUGUUAAUAACCUAUUGAAGUUACUAAGAAACGUUGAACCGUUUCAAAGAGACAACGCGAUGAAAGCGUUAAUAUUUGAGGCUAAUAUUCGUGCUGGUGAUCCUGUUGGAGGAUGUUACAGAAUAAUUAUGAAUUUGCAACGGCUAAUCAAUCUUUAUGAGACGGAAUUGCAAUUUACUUACAAUGAGAUUUUCCGGGUCCAAGCGGUCGAUAUACAAAAUAAUAUCAAUACGAAGACUAAUUCUGUUCAACUAAAUAAUAGUAUUGGCCGAGGAUUCAACCGAUCGUGUAUUGGUGAUUCAUCAAAAGGAAUUAAUAGUAUUGGCGGAUCUGGUGAGUCAUCAAAAAGAGUUAAUACUAUUGAUGGAUUUGGUGAAUCAACGAAAGGAAUUAAUAGUAUUAGCGGAUUUGGUGAAUCAUCGAAAGAAAUUAUUAGUAUUGGAAUUAAUAGUAUUGACGGAUCCAAUCGAAGUGAGUCAUUAAAUAGUCGAAUAAUUAAAGUAGAGCUACUGGACGAUUUCAAUGACGAAUUUGAAAUGAAAGCAGAUGAAUUUGAAACUAAAGUAGCAAUUUCAAGUUCGAAAGGCAAACAAUCUGUGGUUGAAAAUGGGGAUUUCAAGCCAUAUUUUGGAAAUAAUUGUAAAGGCAAAGGAGUAGCAAGCGAUGAUGACAAGGUUGUAUCAAAUACAAGAGUUAAUUGA